Molecule: messenger RNA, 686 nt
Organism: Entrophospora sp. SA101
Lineage: Eukaryota; Fungi; Glomeromycota; Glomeromycetes; Entrophosporales; Entrophosporaceae
Source: the annotation of a GenBank genome assembly
AUGAUAUAAAUUCGAAUGGAGAACCUACGACAGAUAAAGUAUUAGAUUCUUGUGGUGAUAAUGGUUGUACAGCUGAAGAAUAUAAUCCAAGUCUUCAUAUCACUUCAUUCUUUAUAAUUCUUAUAACAAGUUCAUUAGUUGGCAGUGAAGGGGGAAAGAUGAUGGGAAAUUUGACUUCGCCUAAACAUCCUGGUGAAAAACGUGGUCUCAUAAUUAUUUCGGCUGAAGAAGGGGGACUUUUUAAACCAAAACCAGCUAUAUUUUUGGUUGUCAGUAGAGCAAAUGAGGAUAAUACAUUCUCACCAGUUUAUGAAUCAGAUAUAGUUUCUUCUUCUAAUCCAUUCUGGCAAGAAUUUUACAAUGGUGUGAUAACAGAUAUGGAUUUAACAAUUCGUUCUAUAAUUAAUGCAAGUUCACUUCCACUUUCAAUUGUUAUUGUUGGUGUUGGUGACGCAGACUUGUCAUAUAUGGCUAGGCUUGGAGGUCCAUUAGUUUCGAAAUCUGAUGAAGCAUUAUCUGGAACAAUUGGGAGAAGCAUAGUACAAUUUAUAGCUAUGAAAGAUUAUCAAGCAGAAGCAGCUGGAUAUUCAUUGCCAAAAGUAUUACUAGAAGGAAUACCAGAUAAAUUUUUGGACUACAUGAAUAAAAACAGGAUUCCACCAAAAUCAAUAAACAAAGAAACAUAG